AUGGGGAAAUUGCAACCAUUUAACAUGGUUCCACUCAUUAGUAACAGCCACACAAUUUUCCGCCUUAUCACCGCAGCACACACCAUCCACACGGUAUAUAAUACCUCAAUUGAGUACAAAGAACCACAAAAAAUGGCAAAACAAGUAUUUUUUAUUGCUGGUGCUUCUCGUGGAAUUGGUCUUAGUUUGGCUACUUUAUUAAGCAAAAAUCCUGAAAAUGUGGUUAUUGCAACCGCUAGAAAUCCUGCUUCGGCUUCGGGUUUGCAAGAAUUGAGCAAAGCAGACAACGUCCAUGUUGUAACUUUGGACUUGAAUAAUGAAAAGACAUAUGAAACUGCCAAGGCAGAUGUGUUGAAAAUUUCAGAUUCAAUUGAUGUAUUCAUUGUCAACGCAGGUAUUAGUAACGCUCACGCCAAGGUUUUGGACACUACAAAGGAAGAGUUCCUUAGUCACUUCACUACCAAUACUCUUGGACCAUUCUUUUUGCUCCAAACCUUUUUGGGUUUGGAGCAAAAAGGGUACUCUGAAAAAGGUGAUUUUCGUUUCUAG
Molecule: messenger RNA, 549 nt
Organism: Meyerozyma guilliermondii ATCC 6260
Lineage: Eukaryota; Fungi; Ascomycota; Pichiomycetes; Serinales; Debaryomycetaceae
Exons: 1
Coding region: 1-549 (182 amino acids)
Molecular function (GO): oxidoreductase activity, acting on the CH-OH group of donors, NAD or NADP as acceptor
Source: RefSeq, a predicted model, not a curated record